CUGAAACCAAAAUGACUAGUAGUUGUCUCAAUGCUCUUUCUCAAGCCAUCCACAAGAAGCUCCACCGGGCAGUAGCUAAUCCGUCGCAGAGGCGCAACUUGUUGCAGGAGCUAUUUGCAGAUGUAGCUUUAGAAGUGGAUGAUCGCGCCAAAGUUGAUGAUUUUGAGUCUCCUGGGUAUAACAGAUGUAAUAGUGAAAAAGGAAGAAGAUGUUAUAUCUCCUGCAGAGGAUUUGAUUGAAGGUCCAUUAUGUUUCUAUGAUGUUCUUGCUGAGUAUUUUGCCAGAGUUCCAGAGACUGGAAAACGUAUUCUUGAAAUGAUUGUUCAAAUGUGGACCCAAUCAUUUGCAUCCAACAUAUUUGCCCUCCUCUUCCACAAAUGGUUAUUUGAAGUUCAACUUGACAAUCCAGAAGUGCUGCUUCGCUACUCAGCUGCUCUUGUUCAAGGUGCAACUAAUGUUUUCUGGAUUGACAUUCAAACACACACAAGGCGUUUCCAGUCUCUGUUCUGUUACCUUCUGCAAGAUGUUACAUUGGUCCCCAAUCGAUUGAAUAAAAUUCCAGUUCAGGCACAACGAGAUAUGUAUCUUUUGCUUUCAAGGUUCAUGCUCUUUUACAAUGCAGCUAACCAAAUAGAUAGCUUUCUGAAACAUUGUCCAACUUUUCCAAAUGCCUUCUUGAAUGGUGGCCCGGCAGAUAUAUUUGUUACAGAACUUACUGAUCAGCUUCAAAAGUUGAAGGUGGAACCAGUACUACUGCAUUACCUUUCAGAAAUUAAGGUCCUUCAGGGCAUGGAACUUAGAAUGACUACAAGUACAAGACUAAAAACUUGUUUGUAUAGUUUCACUUCUCCUGGCGGUCUGAUGUAUCCCACUAGAGCCGUUUGUCAUACGGCCUGGGAAGCAUUGGAUUUGCUCUUUCCGGUUGGACGAUACCCUCGGCAUCUUAUAAGUUUGUUCUUUAGAUUGCUAUAUCCCUGGUAUUGGCCUUCCACUUGCUGGAACUUGUUGGAUUUUUGCAUUAAGGCAAUCCUUCACUCCUUGUUGAAGGUGUUAUUGUCCUUCUGGGCAAAGAUUGCCAAGCCAAAGUCAUCUUAGACCAUCCCCAUGCACAUGAAGUUUUUACAGAUGAACUUCCAACUUUGAAUGCAUGCCAACAGGGAAACGCAAGGGGGAAAAGGGUCUCUGAACACUUCCCGCACGCACUAUUAUCAUUAAUAAUAAUGAUAACUCGUGUACAAGAUUACUCUAUCAGCAAUAAAUCUAGAAUUCAAUCCAACUUCACAAAGCGGUGAUGUAAAAGCAGGGAUUUUUAUAAAUGGCACGGAACUGCAAUUCGUUCCAUCAAAUUUACGAACAAGUUGUCGGUUACUCUCUAUAUGACUACGAACAACAGGUUAUAAUUACAUUGAACAAGAUAACAAAAAGGCGCAAAGCUUUGUAACAGUUAUAUGCCUCAAGUCCUAACUGCCGCAAAGUAGGAGCUUCAAAAAUCAAGAGGAUACUUCUUGAUCCCAAGUUAAAAUCAACUUAGCAACCCCAUAUUUAACAACAAAACACUUGUAUUGGAGUUUGAUUAUUAACUAGAACUGGCCGUUGAUGAUCAUAUCUUUUGCUAAUAUAUCGGCUUGUACAAAACCCAACAUCGGAGAAAUAUGCACCAGGUUAUAAUCCCUGCACUGCAAGUCUUUCCCACACCCAACUUACAUGCCUUGAAAACAGAAUUAUUCAACGACCACUCCAACCAUCACUAAGAGCAAGCACUCCCCUCUUCCCUAUGUAACAUUCAGUUCGAAUACUGAUAAUUGCAUAUGAAAUAAUUCGGAACAAAAUGUAAACAGAACACCAUUUAGACAGCUUAACCUUGAAUGCAGCAGGAUCUACAUAAAUGCUAACUCCUGCAGCAAACCUAUCACGGAAGGCUCUAUCUAUCUUUCAUCUGUUGAACUAUCUUGACCAGUGCACCCAACCAGAGAACAGAUGAUAGAUUCCA
Molecule: messenger RNA, 1990 nt
Organism: Arachis stenosperma
Lineage: Eukaryota; Viridiplantae; Streptophyta; Magnoliopsida; Fabales; Fabaceae
Exons: 11
Coding region: 139-1095 (318 amino acids)
Source: RefSeq, a predicted model, not a curated record